This is a messenger RNA of Paramecium pentaurelia, 2078 nucleotides long. Lineage: Eukaryota; Ciliophora; Oligohymenophorea; Peniculida; Parameciidae. The record is from the annotation of a GenBank genome assembly.
AUGAAAAUGGAGAGAUCUUUUUAUCUAAAUGGUAAACCUCUUGUAUAACCUCCAUUAACAAUUGAUCAACAAUUAAAUGAACGUCUUUCAAGAACAGGAUACAAGAUAGAAGACAUCAAUAAACUCAAUGAACGUCCAACAUUAUAAAUUGUAGUUAUAUAACUAAUUCUUAAAGAUUGAUCUGGAUGGAUUAACAUCUGGAUACUUGAAUAAUAAUCAAAUAUUUUAGAUGCUCAAAUAGUAAAUAAUGACUUGGAAUGAAAGAGUGACACUACAUCGAGCAUAAUAAAUAGAAUUAAAAGACCCUUUUGUAUAUGAUAACCUCUUUAGAUAAUUAAAGAAUUCAUUACUUGAAGUUGUUAGUACAAGAAAUAAGUAGUAGUAACUAGAAUUUCUAAAUAAAGUUUCCUCUUGGUUCUUUCGUUAAUUACCAAAAUCCUAAAAAUAAUCAUUAACAUAAUCUCUUAUUGAAAAAAAGGACAAUGUAACUUAUAUAUACAUAAUUCUCAGACUUUGUAAUAUAUACCAAAUACUUAUAAUGAAAGCAUGUAUGCUUCUAGAAUUGAAGAUUACAAAUCGAAAAAUAGAUCAAUGCAUCCAGACAUAGAUCCGCCUGAAGAUAGAGUGAAAAGUUAUCAUAGAAAAAAUCUACUAUCUGAUACAAGCACAAGACCUGGCACUACUCCAGGAAUUAUGGGCUUCUCUCAAUAUACAAGACCUUAAACUUCAUAGACUACUUAUAAAAUGAUUGAUUAAGUUGAUAAAUUAUCAAGACCAGGAACAAAUCAAUAAUAUUCUGUAAUUAAAUAAUAGGCUUCUUGGAUGUAUGAUACUAAUUUUCCAGUUUUUGAAACAUUUGAAGAAUAAUAAAAAAGUACAAGACGUCAAAUCCAAAGAGAAGAAUCUCCUCUUAAAGCAAAUAAACCAACUGAUAGAGAUUAUAUUGAAGGCAUAGAAUAAGAAUAAGAAUAAGAUGAAGAUGAAGAAUAAUCUCCUGAUAAAAUAGAUGGUUCUUAAAAAAAUAUGGAAUCAUAAAAGGAUAUUUCACCAAAGAAAAAAAAAAAGAAAAAAGAAAGAAAAGAUAAAUAUAUUAGUAUUGCACCUGAAAGAAAGACUUAUAAAACUGAUAAAGAUACUGAAUUAGCUUAUUAAAUUGGAUAAAAUCAACGUCUUGGAGAACUUUAAGGAAUAUUUCAUAAUUAUGAUCCAACUAAUAUAGAAGAUAAUAUGGCUGCAGCACGACUUAAUUAAUAUUAUUAAUAAUAAAGAAUUAAAGAAGUUAAAGAACAAAGAGAAGAUAUUGAAAUGGUUUAAUCCAUGAAAGAUUGGGCAGCAAACAAAAGUAGAAUUGAUGAAAUAAUACUCUAAUCUUAAUGUGUAUACAAAUUUAAUAUAAUCAUAGCUAUAAUCCAUGGGAUCUCAAUUCUCGACUAUUGGUAUCAAAGUUUCUGAUAUCUAUGAAUCUAAAAAAAUGGAUCUUGCUGAAGAAAAAGCUUAUGCAAAUUAUCUUAAUAAAGCAUCUUAUCCUAAAGGCAGAAUCAUUUAAACUGCUAUUCCAAUUACUAAAAUUAUUGAAAAUACUGUUUUACCUACUUAAGUAGAUGAUGAGGCUGAAGAUUUUUAAUCUAAAAAUGCAUAUUUGGAAUCAAGAAUUAAUUCGUAAAGACUUUACUUCUUGAAAAGGGCAAGAGGAAGUUGGUUGCCUGGAGGUGAACCAAAUCAUCCUAGUGCUGAAAACAUUUAAAAUAAUCGUUCUUUAUCUUCCAGUUGUUUUAGAAGUGUAUAACCUUCCAAAUAAUUUAGUACUGUGUUCAAAAGUCAUAGUAUUAAAUCGGAUAUAGAUAAAUAAGUAUUCUAAAAUAAUAUUAUCAUAGAUUAGUGAAAUUAAUGUAUUAAAAAAUAGAUUAGCUUCUGAAAAAAGGAUUGUACCCAUAACCAUCCUUCAAAAAUCCCUUGUUAUACCUCAAGGACAUUUAAAUCCUCAUAAGAUACCCCUCCCAAAACCUGGAAUUUUGUUAGCUAAUAUACCUGAUACAGGAAAAAAAACAAGAGGUAAAAAAAAGAAAUCUAAGAAAUGA